CAAUCAUGUCUUUGUCUUUUCGCAGUUGGAGUAUGUUUUAAGUCCACUUUGCCAGCUGAGAUUAACACUCUUCUUCAUAUUCUAAACUCUCUUUUGAGGUUCCAAGAAUACCUGAGAAGAAAUAAUGGAUUUGGAAAUGGAUGAUAUUGAUGAACAAAUAGCACCACCAAAAUCAGACAAAGAAGAAGAAUUUAGACCUUACUAUCCUGAGAAAGUCGAUGAAGAAGGUGUUAUUACUAAGACUGGUUUGAAGAAGAAACUUGUUAAGAUUGGUGAUGGCUGGGAUGCUCCUGAAGAAGGAGAUGAAAUCACAGUGAAUUUUAAGGCUAAGGUUGUUGGUGGUGAACAAUUUGCUGCAAGUGCACAAGGGGAACCCUUGGUUGUCAUUGUGGGGAAGGAUAUCAUUUUAAAAGGAUGCAAGGAGGGUAUAAUUACAAUGAGGAAGGGAGAACUCUCCAUUUUUACGGUACCACCUGAAUUGACUGCAGGAAUCCAACUUCAAUACCCAGACAUUCCUCAAAAUGCAACUUUACAGUUCGAGGUAGAACUCUUGUCUUGGUACAAAGUUAUCGAUGUCUGUGAAGAUGGAGGAGUCUUUAAGAAAAUUUUAUCUAGAAGUGAGGUGUUUGAACGAGUGGAGAAGAAAGACGAAGUGACAGUUAAAUACGAAGUGAAACUUGAGGAUGGUACUGUUGUGGCAAAAUCACCUGAAGAAGGAGUUGAAUUUCUUGUGAAUGAUGGCCAUCUUUGUCCUGCCAUUGCGAAAGUCGUGGUUACUAUGCGGAAGGAAGAGAAAGCUAUCUUACGAGUGGAGCCUGAAUAUGCAUUUGGUAGUACCGGGAAACCUGCACAGGAUGGUCUUUCAGCCAUUCCUCCAAAUGCAGUGGUAAAUAUUGCCUUAGAGCUGGUGUCGUUCAAACUACUGGAGUAUAUAACGGAGGAUAUGUUAGUUAUCAAGAAAAUCACAGUUCCUGGAGUAGGAUUUGAGAAGCCAAACAGUGGAACCACGGCUCAGAUCAGAUAUAUCGCUAAGCUCGCGGAUGGUGUCAUUUUUGACAAGAAGGGUCACGACGAGGAGGAUUUAUUGGAGUUUAAAGUGGAUGAAGAGGAGAUUAUUGAAGGCCUUGAUAAGGCGGUUGCUACCAUGAAACGAGGAGAAUUUGCUUUAGUUAUCAUCAACCCUGAGUAUGGAUAUGGUAGUAGUGAAACUAAAACGAAGUUUGCUGUUGUUCCCCCAAAUUCAAUUCUACAUUAUGAAGUUGAGAUGGUAGGAUUUACAAAGGUUACAGAAUCAUGGGAUAUGGAGGCAGCACAGAAGCUUGAAUAUGCGGCAAAACGGAAAGAGGAAGGCAAUGUUUAUUUCAAGGCUGGAAAGUAUAAGAGAGCUUCAUUAAGAUAUGAUAUGGCAGCUAAGUAUGUGGAGUUUGAGAGUACUUUUGACGAGGAGCAAAAGAAGGCAGGUCAUUUCUUCAAAGUUACCUGUCAACUAAACAAUGCUUCGUGCAAAAUUAAGCUGAAGGAAUUCAGAGAAGCUGCAGCGUUAUGCACAAAGGUACUGAAGCUAGAACCUAGUAAUAUUAAAGCACUUUUUCGGAGAGCUCAAGCUUACAUGGAAACAAUAGAUUUGGAUCUGGCUGAGUUGGACUUGAAAAAAGCUCUUGAAAUCGAUCCCGACAACAGAGAGGUAACUACCCAACUGCUAAGACUUAAGAAUUUGAGGACAUUUCAUGACAAGAAAGAUGCAGCACUUUAUGCCAACAUGAUGAAAAAACUUUGAGAAAACUACCAGCUGUCCCGUCCACUUAGUUUCUUGUUCAGUCACAAAUGGAGUCUCUAGCUAAAAUUCAUACUUCAUGUCUGUAUGGCAUUUUCUUCCUGCAAUCUUUGAUGUGAUGAUAUGUCUAUAAGGAACUAUAUGAGUUCUAAUAAUAAAAAUAAAUAAAUCUGGUGUCAUUCUUCUGGAAUA
This is a messenger RNA of Papaver somniferum (opium poppy), 1966 nucleotides long. RefSeq names its product peptidyl-prolyl cis-trans isomerase FKBP65-like. The transcript is spliced from 12 exons. Gene Ontology annotation, molecular function: protein binding; peptidyl-prolyl cis-trans isomerase activity. NCBI's taxonomy places the organism in Eukaryota, Viridiplantae, Streptophyta, Magnoliopsida, Ranunculales, Papaveraceae. The coding region runs from base 125 to 1777 and encodes 550 amino acids. The record is from RefSeq and is a predicted model, not a curated record.